Molecule: messenger RNA, 822 nt
Organism: Acaromyces ingoldii
Lineage: Eukaryota; Fungi; Basidiomycota; Exobasidiomycetes; Exobasidiales; Cryptobasidiaceae
Product: alpha/beta-hydrolase
Exons: 3
Coding region: 1-822 (273 amino acids)
Source: RefSeq, a predicted model, not a curated record
AUGAUAACGGGCCUGUCAGCCACAAUGGAAGACUGGUACCCCUUCGCGACUGAGCUUGGCAAACGCCGGACGGUACUUCUCGUCGAUCAUCGCGGCAUCGGAGAGUCACAGGCACCUCCCCACUGGGACGAGGAUCUGUCGCUGGAGCUGAUGGGUCGCGAUGUGCUGCGCGUUGUUGGGAGUCUCGGGCCGCAGUUCAAGCGCAUCAAUCUCUUAGGCUGGUCCAUGGGUGGCCUCAUUACGCAGGUUCUCCUCACCCUCGACGAUGCCAAGCCCUCUUCGGAAGGCGGAAUUGACCUCAUGGGCAUACAUAUCUCCAGAGCAGUGCUUGCCGCGACCAUGACGAAAAUGCCCCGUGGCGACUUCCACCCAAAGAAGAUGGAGCCAAGAGCCUCGCAGGCAUCGUCGAGGCAAGAAGGAAAGAGAAUCAUCACAACCACCAUGAUGGAGUACCAGUACGACCCGACAUUUCUCUCGUCCAACGACGCCCUCUUCCAAAGUCGUAUUCAGACGGCCCUCGACAGCCGUCGACCACAGUCGAUCAUCCUUCUCCAGUCCGGCGCCAUUGCCCCGGUCAACGUAGGAGGCGUGCUCGAACGUGUGCCGGCCAGCUUGCCUGUGCUUAUCAUCCAUGGCAAGCUCGACCGAAUGGUGGCCUUCUCCGAGUCGGACUUGAUUCAAAAAGGGAUCAAGCACGCGAAGCGCAUUCCGACGCCGUCGGAUCAGUACGGUCACUUUUGGCAUGAUUACUUCAGCCCGGAAUUUUGGGCUGAGUCCAUCGAUAAGUUUCUCAAUGAGCGCGGUGCUCAGGCGAAGCUGUGA